AUGGCAACGUCCGCAGUGUACUACAAGUUUCGUUCUCAAAAAGAGCCACAGAGAAUCACUUUCGAUGGGACUGGAAUUAGCGUUUGGGAAUUGAAACGCGAGAUUAUCUUGCAGAAUAAAAUGGGCGAAGGCAGUGGAUUCGAUUUGGCCGUGUACGAUGCCGACACGGACGAAGAGUACAAAGACGAUAAUUACAGUAUUUCACGAUCAUCGCAUGUGACUGUACGCCGUUUGCCUCCAUCGAAACCCGGGCGCGGCACAGCACAGAUGUACGUCUCGGACCUGCAUACUCCGGCUGCCGCAGCUCCGGAACCUGCGUCAAGUAGCGCCAACAGCAGUGGCAACGCACUUUAUCGUGGCCCUAUGACGAAACGCUUUGAUGUGCACGACCAAAAUGUACCGCAGCAAGUGGCAGUACCGGCGGAGGGCAAUGCGAGCGGCACCGAAGCGGCGCGCAUCGCUGCCAUGUUCCAAGCAACUACAGAGCAAUGGGACGAGACACAAGAGCGUAUGGCGCAUGCAAAGUACCGCGAAAGAAGCGGUGCACCUCGCAGGGCGCCUCCGGCGCGCCAAGGAGGAGACUAUGCACCGCCAGCCGUCGAGCGACCUCCCCCUCCUGCAGGUUACAUCUGCUACCGCUGCGGCCAGAAAGGGCAUUGGAUUCAAGAAUGCCCCACAAAUGACAACCAGGACUAUAAUAACAGACCGCGGUUCAAGCGCACAACGGGUAUCCCGAAAAGUAUGCUCAAAACCGUGGAGCAGUCUUCUGCGGAACAGAUGACCGGCGUGAUGGUCACGCCCGAUGGCUCUUACGUGGUUGCGACUCCGGAUAGCUCGUCGUGGGAUCGAAGUCGUGCUCGGUCGCGUCCUUUGUCCAAGACGGACUUGUAUCAGUCUGCACCGUCCGACCCUGCGUUGGCCUGUCCAUUGUGCUCCAAGCUGAAGCGCGAUGCAGUCAAGUCGCUGUGCUGCGACACUUCAUUUUGCGAAGAGUGUGUGCAGACAUAUUUGUUUGAGCACGAUUUCACGUGUCCUGAAUGCGAGAAACAUAUCCCUGAUUUGGAGACGCUUAAGAUUGACGACGUGAAGCGCAAGCAGGUGCGCGAGUACAUCGACAAGACGAUUGAGCGCAGUGAGCAGGCAUUUGAGCAAGGAGAAGGUGCUGACGAGGAGGCGGCGCAGCUCGCGACUGAAGCUGCAGCCGAUGCAUUGCCCAGCGCAGAAAAAGCGGAGGAGAAGCCCGUUGAGCAGAUAGCAGAAGUGUCAUCGACGCUGGACAAGGCGCCGACAAGUACGAGCGAGGGAGCAAAUGAGCAGGCCCCUGAUGCUUCUGGGUUUAAUCCCCAAUUUGUGCAGCAGCUUGCGAUGAUGCUCCAGAAUCCGAACUUGCCGCCGCCGAUGCGGAUGCAAAUGCAAAUGCAGCUUCAGUUUCAGCAAAUGCUGUUUUUCCAAAUGUUUUCAUCAAGUGGGCAAGAUGGGAAGGCUGGGGAGAUGCCGGGGAUGCCGGGGAUGCCGGGAAUGCCGGGAAUGCCAGGAAUGCCAGGAAUGCCAGGAAUGCCAGGAAUGCCAGGAAUGCCAGGAAUGCCAGGAAUGCCAUCUAUUCCUCCUGUACACUCACACGAUUCAAAACGUGAGCGCGAUGAUUUCGGUGGGCGUGAGCCAAAGAUACCGCGUAAAACUCGAUAA
Molecule: messenger RNA, 1686 nt
Organism: Malassezia vespertilionis
Lineage: Eukaryota; Fungi; Basidiomycota; Malasseziomycetes; Malasseziales; Malasseziaceae
Gene: MPE1
Product: Protein mpe1
Exons: 1
Coding region: 1-1686 (561 amino acids)
Biological process (GO): protein ubiquitination; mRNA processing; ubiquitin-dependent protein catabolic process
Cellular component (GO): nucleus
Molecular function (GO): zinc ion binding; ubiquitin protein ligase activity; nucleic acid binding
Source: RefSeq, a predicted model, not a curated record